Messenger RNA from Coregonus sp. 'balchen', 1152 nucleotides. NCBI's taxonomy places the organism in Eukaryota, Metazoa, Chordata, Actinopteri, Salmoniformes, Salmonidae. The record is from the annotation of a GenBank genome assembly.
GGAAGACCCUUCACUGUCACCUCUCAACAAGGAAUGCCAUUCACUGUCACCUCUCAACAGGGAAGACUCUCCGCUCUCACCUCUCAACAGGGAAGACUCUCCGCUCUCACCUCUCAACAGGGAAGACUCUCCACUCUCACCUCUCAACAGGGAAGACCCUUCUCUCUUACCUCUCAACUCAAGGUCCACUUGUCUUUCUCUCCAGAGGUAAGUGAUCCUUCAUGACUUAUCAGAAGAGACAGUGGUCUCUUCAUCAGUCUGUCUCAGCUGCUAACCUGGGAAUAAAUACCUGCGUAUUUAAGUAUUUGCAUCUUAAAUACUUAUUUUCUGUGUAUUUGAGAAUGUUCAAAUAAUGUGGCUGAAUUCUACCUCAAUUUGAAGAUAUUUGAAAGUGUUUAAAAAUAAUUCCCUAUAAACUUUUUUCAAAUAGCCUACUUGUUUCCAAAUACAUUCCAAAUACCCUUAGGACCAAACAUACCUGGGUCCAAAUGCAUGGAGUAUUAAAGUAUUUGUAUUAUAAAAAAUACAGUUGUAUGAACGCUUUAAAAACAAUUUUUAAAGUUUUUGUCUGUUUGUAAAAACUAUCUAUUUCCACGUAUUCCUUUUGGAGGUUGUGUUGUGUUACUGUGAUGAACUAUUCUAUUCUUUCAUGUUUCAGUCACUGUCUGUCUGACAUUUAACAAAGCUGCUACAGUUGAUCUCUCAGCUAACUCCAACUCCAGUGGUAAGCUACCCUAUAGCUAGAAAACGAGCCUUUCAAGAACAUAAUGUUCAUGACUCCUCUGUGUAUUUUGGGAUGUUGUUAUGGUUUUGAAGUCUUAAAUCGGAAUUCAAUCAUUACAGAUGUUUUUCCACACUGUGCGUGUGUUUGAUUUGAAUAGCAGUGUUCCUGGGAUUUUUACACUGGAUUUUGAAAUAAACAGUCCUGUUGUGUGACCAGUUCAGUAAUGACAGAAAGUUAGGCCAAUUAUUCCCCGUAACAACUUCCUGAUGAAAACCAAACACACUUCUGAAGGUAGAGUGCAGCAGAGUCACAUGAACUGAUACUUUCCUUUCCAGUAUUUCCCCUGGACUGCCAUGAUGAUGAGAAUAAAGCAGAUCUUCAUUUUGGCCAUCUUUCUUUUUCAUCUGACCACCUCUAUUGAAGGAGGG